Molecule: messenger RNA, 931 nt
Organism: Dendronephthya gigantea
Lineage: Eukaryota; Metazoa; Cnidaria; Anthozoa; Malacalcyonacea; Nephtheidae
Exons: 3
Coding region: 116-862 (248 amino acids)
Source: RefSeq, a predicted model, not a curated record
GCGAUGACGUCAAAUCGGGAACCUCAUAUUUCACACACAUGUUGUUCCGCUUGUUUUUGAACUACGCCGAACGAGGAAGGCUACAACAAAUCUGUAAAUUCUGUUGUUUUUGGAUAUGUCUGCUUCUGAAUCUUACUCAGACGACAAUUCGACAUCAUAUGACUCAGAUUCGGAUGUAGUUGAGGACUAUGAGCUCGAAGUGGAAGAAUUUGACUCGCCUUCAGAGCAAGACGAAGGGCCGUCAACCUCGCCGUCAACUCAAGGCCAAGCAGACAUGCCAGACAACACUAUCAAUAGCGUUGGGGCAGUGGCUGUUCCAUACGAGGAUGAGCCUAUAGCGGAUGAUGAUUGGGUCGAGAAGUACGAAGAAGAAAGAGAGACUGAUAGGAUUCGAUUUGAAACCCUCGAGGAACGUUUAGACGGGACAAUUCCAACAAGUGACUGGUGCAAGUGUAACAACUGUGACACAAGUUUGCUGCAGAAUGUGUACGAGGCUCAAUGUUGCCAGGAAAUAGACAGAUGCACCAAGGCACUGUGUUCAGAUGAAGUGCUCCAAGAUGUCGAAACACCACCUACUUGUGUGUUACAUCACCCAGGAUUUCGAAUUAAUUGCCUGGAGAAAUGGUCCUUAAGAAUGGCUGCACCAAAAUACAAAACUAAAAGUCGUAGAAGAUAUCGCCAACAAGGAUCAGAAGAAACAUACUUGCGGUCAAUAGCAUACAGAGAAUUUUCUCAGCUUGUUUAUGGAAUACUGGGUCGACUGCGAAUACCCUUACCAGCUUGUGCAUAUAAUGCAAUUCGCACAAAAUUUCUAACACAUGAUGAAGCAUUUACUGGAUUUGAUGAAGAUAUAUCAGACUAAUAAACAAUUAUCAUGAAUUAAAGUUCAUUUUUUAUUAAAUUUUUUACUAUGGAGUUAUUUCUUGCUUUU